Molecule: messenger RNA, 5136 nt
Organism: Sphaeramia orbicularis (orbiculate cardinalfish)
Lineage: Eukaryota; Metazoa; Chordata; Actinopteri; Kurtiformes; Apogonidae
Gene: kank1a
Product: KN motif and ankyrin repeat domains 1a
Exons: 12
Coding region: 303-4325 (1340 amino acids)
Biological process (GO): negative regulation of actin filament polymerization
Cellular component (GO): cytoskeleton; cytoplasm
Molecular function (GO): protein binding
Source: RefSeq, a predicted model, not a curated record
GCUGGAGGGACAAGUACAAAGAGGCUGGUGGAGCGGACGGGCCGGGCUGCGAGUGUGUGGGACAACCACGGAGCUCUCAGACUCCUUCUGCUGCCUUUAACUUGACGUUCUAACCCUAACCGGAACAUUUAGCACCUAUACCUCGACUCCGGGGACUCAGAGGAGGCGGUUCCAGUCGUGAAAGCAGAGUCUGGGACAUUCGGCGUCGGGUUGCAGGCUGCAUGGUAAUCCGGACUUGAUGCAUGGCAGUUGCAUGUCCCAAGCAGGUCUUAUUGUGGGACUGAGAACAUACAGCUGCAGCCAUGGCUCAAACCAUGCAUGUGAAUGGCAAUGGCCCAGAAAGAGGACAAAGAUGCCCAAGCACAGAAGAUGACAAGGAGUCUGUGGCCCCCUAUUAUGUUGAAACUCCCUAUGGUUAUCAACUAGACCUAGACUUCCUCAAAUAUGUCGAUGACAUUGAGAGGGGCAACACCAUUAAAAAGGUGAGCAUCCAGAGGAAGCCCAAAGUGGCCAAACCUUUGGCGGUGCCUCGGGGCAGCACUGGUGGGGGCAGCACUCAGGCUGAAUGGACCUCCACAGACUCCUUGUCCUCCUCCAACAGUGACGAUAAGCAGUCACCAGUAUUCUUCACCUCCAGGUCCCAGCUCCCCACCCCACUGACCCCCACCCUUACGAGGACAACUUGUGAGGUCCCCCCACAGCAGCAGGCCUACUCCAGCAUCACAGAGCAGAAACAGCUCUUGCCACCACCAUCACCCAGGUUUACUCCUCGUCAUAAUUCCCAGGUGGAGAAGACCCUCAUGGAGACCCGGCGACGGCUUGAACAGGAGCGUUUGCUUAUGCAGCCUCACACUGAGCCUCUGCCCCCUCGCCGUCGACUUGCCAGUUUUGGCGGCAUGGGCUCAAACAGCUCACUAUCCUCUUACUCAGGCUCCAUGGCCCCAAGCCAGGUCUCUCCUAGCAUACAUCAGCCCCUGCCCCUUAAUGGUCACCUCCCCAAUGGAGAGUACAAUCCCUACUAUCCCCCGUCAAUUGGCAGCUCCAUCCGCCAUAGCCCUAUGAGCUCUGGCAUGGCCACUCCAGUGACUAAUGUCAGCCCGUUACACCUGCAGCAAAUCCGGGAGCAGAUGGUUGUGGCCCUCAAGAGGCUUAAAGAGCUAGAAGAACAGGUGAAAACCAUUCCUAUAUUGCAGGUUAAAAUUGCUGUUCUUCAGGAAGAGAAAAGACAGUUGGCUGCGCAGUCCAAAAAUCCAGGGCUUGGUGGCUUUCGCAAGCGUUCAUACAGUGUAGGCAGUGCUGACCAAAUGGAGAAUCCUGGUCCUAUACAAAAGGAAACAGAGCUGCACAUUAUGGAGCCUGAAGCCCAGGAGCAGAGCACUCAGCGGCUUGAGGAAUUCCGGCGUCUUACUGCUGAGGUCCAAGCUCUGGAAAAGAUAACACGGGACAAUAAUGGAACCAAAAUCCAGCCUCAUAAUGUCACACAAAACCAAGCCCAACAGAAGUCCAUUGGCACAGUUACUGAUGAAAACAUGAACAGCCUUCGUGUUGCUCCAAGGAAGCUGGAUAAAGAACACUGUUUCCAGGAUGCAGCAGUAGAAACGGAUCAUCAAGAAAUGCGCAGCACUGCUGUUGCUGUGACAGAGGCCAUGCUGGGCAUGACCAGUGAAGCUGAGAAAGAGAUUGAGCUGCAGCAGCAGACCAUUGACGCACUGAAGGACAAGAUCUACCGUUUGGAGGUACAGCUGAAAGAAACAACUCACCACAUGGAGAUGGGUAAGCUGAAACUAGAGCUCCAAGCAGCUGGUGGGUCAAACAAGAAAAAAGCGGACAAAGGUUUGAUGGUCAGGCCUGAGAUGUACAGUGCCUGUGUGGAGGCCAAAGUCCAGAUGCGCAGUCAGGGAGUGGGAGAUCAUCUGGACUCCAGCAAUGCUAGCAUGGCUAAAACUCCACAAACCCACGCUGUUGGAGUGUCCUGUCAACCCAGUAUGCAGAGCGUGGCCUCAGGCCCAGAGAUCCCCAUCGAUCAGUGGGUGGUACAUGAACGUGUCAAGGUAAACCACCAGUGUGUAGGAAGGCAUGUGGAGAUGUGCCACCAGAAAAUUGGUUUGGAGCUAAAUAUUUCUGAGGCAGGAGUUAACACAGAGGAGUCAGUGGACAGUUUGGGACUGUGCAAACCCAUGACAGAAAAAAGCAAGGAGUCAAGAUCAGUCGGCUGUGGAGACUGUUCAGUUGAUGUGAUCAUUAGUCCUAUCAAGAUACUGGUGUCACAAGGAACUGAGCCAGAUUUGGUCAGAAAGGUGGACUCAGGGGUCAUGGUUGCACCUGAGUCAGCAAAUCAACACACCAACACUGAGAACCAAGUUGCCAGUAAGUCCACUAAUACAAAAGCAGUUGUCCUGACUGACUCUUUCACUGACAUGCUGUUGGUUACAUGUGACAAGCACACCAACACAGCUGUGACUGAAACCAGGACGGUCGCUGUUGGAGAGGGACUUGUCAAAGAUGUCCACUUAACAGCAAAGAUGCGUUCGAUUGCUGUGGGAACCACCACAGAUGUGGACUCAUUCCUUAGCAAAUCAAGCUCCUCCAAAACCAAAGAAUGUGGAGUGGGACCAGUCAGCAUCCAUGAAAACUUCUUGGUUGGCUUAAAAACCAGAAACAUAGCAUGUGGCCCCUCCCAGUCAGCUGAACCUGUCACAAACACAGAGACUGUGGAAAUAAAGACUGUGCCUGCAGCCCCACAGGCUCAGGCCCAGCAGGGCGCUGGACUGGACCACUACAUUGAGAGGGUGCAGAAGCUGCUGCAGGAGCAACAGAUGCUGUUAGCAGAGAACUACAGUGAGCUGGCAGAAGCUUUUGGCCAGCCCCAGUCCCAGUUUGGUUCCAUUAACAGCCAGCUGGUCAGCACGCUGUCCUCCAUCAACUCAGUCAUGAAGUAUGGAAGUGUUGAGGACAUCCUCAAACUACAGGCAGAGUCUGCCAGCGCAAACAAAGAGAGCAGUCAGCAGCUCUGCGUGCAGUCGCUAUCUCUUCGGACAGAGAGGUCACACAUAGAGAAGACUUCAUCAGGUCAGACUGCAGUAGAUGACCCAACCAACGCAAGUGCACAACGGCAGCAACAGAUCAGUGCAGCUGAGCAGAAGAGCCGGAUGGACCUGCAGAUGUCGACAGCACUACACGGGCAGCCGUGCAGUCAGAACACCCUCAAAUCCAUCAUGAAGAAGAAAGAUGGUCGGCCCGACUCCAACGGCACCAAGAAAAACCUGCAGUUUGUUGGAGUCAAUGGCGGGUAUGAGACUACAUCAAGCGACGACUCAAGUUCAGAGGACAGCAGUUCAUCCGGGUCCGAUGAAGAGGAAGAAGAGCAGGAGGAGGAGUAUGGAAAAUCAAAGGAGGGAUACAAGAACGUGGAUAGAAAGGGUACCAGGGAGGAGAUCCAGCCUGAGGGAGCCGAGGACAUGGACACGAAGGACGGAGACACAAGUUCAGAGAAACAGGAGACAAGAGAGAGGCACGAGCUGAGUGAGAAGAUGCUGGCUGCAUGCAACGUUCUCAAAUGUCACCUCAGUGACUCAAAGGCUGUGAGCAGCAAAGACCUGAGAGCCUGUCUGAACACGGUCCAACAUGAGUGGUUCCGAGUGUCCAGUCAGAAGGCUGCCAUGGCGGCCGUGGUGGAGGACUACCUAGGAGCCUUUGGGGCCGUCUCACCGGCCGUACUGCGUCAUAUUGUCAAUAUGGCAGACGGCAACGGCAAUACUGCACUGCAUUACAGUGUGUCCCACUCCAACUUCCAGGUGGUGAAGAAGCUGCUGGAUGCAGAUGUGUGUAAUGUGAACCAGCAGAACAAGGCAGGCUACACUCCCAUCAUGCUCGCUGCUCUGGCUGCUGUGGAGACGGCCAAAGAUAUGCAUAUUGUGGAGGAGCUGUUCAGCAAAGGUGACGUCAACGCCCGAGCCAGUCAGGCAGGGCAGACGGGGCUGAUGCUGGCGGUAAGUCAUGGCAGGAUGGACAUGGUUCGGGCUCUGCUGGCUCAUGGGGCCGAGGUCAACAUCCAGGAUGACGAGGGCUCCACGGCCCUGAUGUGUGCCAGUGAACAUGGACAUGUGGAGAUCGUCAAACUGUUGCUGGCUCAGCCCGGCUGUGACGCCACGCUCAGCGACAGCGAUGAGAGUAAUGCCCUGUCCAUUGCUCUGGAAGCAGGACACAAGGACAUAGCGGUGCUGCUUUAUGCACAUGUGAACUUCUCCAAAGCCCAGUCACCUGGGACCCCUCGACUCAGCAGAAAGACGUCACCUAGUCCCACCCGGAGGGGCAUGUUUGACUAGAAGAGCGAGCCCUCAGCUGCCCAUAAACCCUGUGCUGCUAUUGGUCCAUGCUGAACCAUGCCUUAACCCACAGUUUGACGUGGGAACCGCUUCCCCACCACCAACCAAUGAGAUUUCAGAAUCCGCUUUUGCGUGCGCUCAGCUCGGGUCAAGCCCAAAGUGCCCUUCGAAUAUGAAUGUAACCUGCUGGUGCCUCUCAUCCAGUCAGAAUCCUCCAAAAACCACCAGACCAACAUGCAAGUUAACACGACUCAAUGCCAUUUCUUUUUUCUUAUACUUUGACUUUUUUUUUAAUUUGACGAUUUUUUUUUUUAAUUUCUAAAGCUCGAUGUUGAUCAUUCAGGAGCACCAAUCAUGAUUUCUUAUUUGUUAAUGCAUCGUAGACCACCCAUUGAGAAGAACUACUUCCUGUAUAUACAUAUAUGACAUCUCUGUGGAUGAAUGCAUCAGUGCACAGACGUGACCUAGACUGGAGAAAUUGUACUUUUAUACAAAUCAUUUGUAUCUAUUUAAAAGAAAAAUCACAGUAUUUCGACUAUUUCCUAUUUCUACAUAACGAUCCAUGAAGUUAUAUAUUUAUCAAAGUAUAGUUUUUAAUGCAGAUCUAUGUAUUUCACUGUACAUAUGUAUGGUGGUCAGUAGAGUCUAGUUCUUCCUCUCCUUUGUGUCUCUUGACCGUUUUUCUUUUUCUCUGUCUCUGAUGUGUAAUAUAAGCUGUUUAGUCUUCAUCGAGGUACUGACUUUCAUCUGCAAAUGAAAAUUGAAGUGCCUGAGGCAAUGCCAUAUAACAAUAAACAUCCAUUAAAGUGUA